AUGGGGGGUUGGGGCGUCAGGGGGGUCGGGCGUCAGGGGGGUCGGGGCGUCAGGGGGGUCGGGCGUCAGGGGGUCAGGGGGGUCGGGGCGUCAGGGGGGUCGGGCGUCAGGGGGUCAGGGGGUCAGGGGAGUCGGGGCGUCAGGGGGGUCGGGCGUCAGGGGGUCAGGGGGGUCGGGGCGUCAGGGGGGUCGGGCGUCAGGGGGUCAGGGGGGUCGGGCGUCAGGGGGGGUCGGGCGUCAGGGGGUCAGGGGGUCGGGGCGUCAGGGGGGUCGGGCGUCAGGGGGUCAGGAGGGUCGGCGCGUCAGGGGGGUCAGGGGGGUCGGGGCGUCAGGGGGGUCGGGGCGUCAGGGGGGUCGGGCGUCAGGGGCGUCAGGGGGGUCGGGGCGUCAGGGGGGUCGGGGCGUCAGGGGGGUCGGGGCGUCAGGGGGGUCGGGCGUCAGGGGGUCAGGGGGGUCGGGGCGUCAGGGGGGUCGGGGCGUCAGGGGGGUCGGGGCGUCAGGGGGGUCGGGGCGUCAGGGGGGUCAGGGUACUCACAGUUCUAG
Messenger RNA from Salvelinus namaycush (lake trout), 543 nucleotides. RefSeq names its product glycine-rich cell wall structural protein 1.0-like. The transcript has a single exon. Bases 1 to 543 code for a protein of 180 amino acids. The record is from RefSeq and is a predicted model, not a curated record. Lineage: Eukaryota; Metazoa; Chordata; Actinopteri; Salmoniformes; Salmonidae.